Adineta steineri is the source of this 981-nucleotide messenger RNA. Lineage: Eukaryota; Metazoa; Rotifera; Eurotatoria; Adinetida; Adinetidae. The record is from the annotation of a GenBank genome assembly.
AUGUUAUCGUCAAUUACUUAUCGUCCUGUUAUCAAAAGUGAGCAAUCAAAAGCAAUUGAACUUUGGCAAACAGUAUUUGAACCAAAAGAGGAUGGUUAUUUUGAACGUUAUUUUCUAUCUACAGCUUCACCAUCUUAUCAAGAAGGAGAUACUUUAGGAGCUUGGUCAGAUAAUAAUCUAUUAGUAAGUGUUGUACAUAUUCGACGAAUGAUAUUAAAAUCCGCAACGAAUGAAACAUUUCUUUGUGGUGUUAUUUCUAAUGUAGUUACUCAUGUAGAAUUUCGAAAUCAAGGUUUAUCACGACAAUUACUUAUGCAAGCAAUUGAGAAAAUGAAACAAGAGAAUUUUGAUUUAUCUAUGUUAGGAACUGGACGUUCUCAGCAUUAUUUACCAUUAGGAUGGAAACCUAUUAAACAUCGAAUUGAAUAUGUUAUUAAUACACCCAAUGAUAAUUCGUCUAUCAAUUAUGAAGGAUCAUGGAUAUCAGCUUCUUCUUUCUCUUCUUAUGAUCAAUUAUUUGAAAUCUAUUCUAUUAAUCCUCGUUCUUAUCAAUUUGAUCGAUGUUCUCCUUUAACAUUCGAACAUUGGAUUGGUUGGCAUUGGCAACAAGAUUUCGCCUAUAUUUAUAUAUUACCAAAUCGAACAGGUUAUGUAGUUAUCAAUCAAAAAGAUGGAAAAGGAUGUGAUCCAUGUAUAGCAGAAUGGAGAGCUAUUGAUAUUGAUAGUGAAACAAUAUUACUUAAAAUAGCUGCUACAGAAAUUCGCCGACGAUAUCGUCGUAAUACGUUUCUCCUACACACAUUUCCUCAAUAUACAACUCUGAAAUUGUUAGAAUGGGAUAAUAAGAAUUUACUUUUCGAACAAAAUGAAGAUAUUAUGAUUCAAAAUAUACGGUUGCCAGAUGAUACAUUCCGAACGAUUACAGCAGCUUUUGAAGCAGAAGAUGGAAAAGCUACUAUUUGGCCAGGAGAAUAUUUCUAA